CAGCUGUUGACAGACACUAUACAGUGAAGGGAACACAGUUAAAAAAAUUAUAGAAAAUAAUAAAAAGUCGGGUAAAAAUUAAUAAAAAAUGAUACUAAGUAGGUGGUUUGUUCGAGGUUUUAGAAGUUCCGCAAUUUGGCGCAAUCCAACUCAACAAACGCAAUCUCCAAAAGCAGAUUGGUUGAACAGAACGCAGCGCUUCAAUAACACAGUUCAAGACAUAGUCGCCAAUGUAAUGGCUAACGGCGAAGUUGCUAAAACACCAUCAUUAGCCAAACGAUUAGUUAAGUUAAUGGAAUACGAUACAUUAUUAAGAGUGCCUCUACAAGGUCACAUGACGAUGAUGGCCUACGAAGUUUUGGAGAAUCCAAUCAACCUUACCGAGCAGAAUUUAUAUAAAGCGCAAGUUGUGGCGUGCGCUAUGGAAUUGGCACAAUCAUAUUUUCUUAUCAUGGAUGACUUCGAGGACCAGUCUAAAACGCGACACGGACAGCCAUGUUGGCAUCUGUUGCCCGAAGUCAACAAUUUAAUAUUGAACGACGCCUGCAUGUUCCGAAGUCUUGUAAACGACAUAUUAAAAGAACAUUUGGACGGCUCCGUUUAUACCAAAAUGAUAGAUAUAUUUAAUGAGAUGUAUUUAUUUGUAGCUAUUGGCCAGUACCUGGACAACACAAUUCCUAAAGCAAAAGAUAUAUCUUUAUACACACAUGAUAAUUAUAGUAAAAUUGUAAGAUACAAAUGCACGUAUUACUGUUUAGAAAUACCAAUAAUGUUAGCAUUGAUUUUAUGUGAAAAAGACAAUGAGCCAACUUUCCAGCGAAUCAGAGAUAUUGUCCGUGACGUGGGCUUCUUAUAUCAAAUGAUGAAUGAUUAUACGGACUUGAGCAAUGAGGAAUCUAAAUCUGGAAAAACUGGUAGUGACAUACAAGAAGGAAAGUGCACUUUUUACGCCGUAAAGACGUUAGAACGCGCGACACCAGAGCAGAAAGAAAUAUUCAAAUCAUCGUAUGGUAGCUGGGACCCCGAACACGUUAAACGCAUAAGGAACCUUUAUAAAGAGUUAGAUUUAAUUUCCCUAUAUAAAGAUCAACAUAAUUUUAAAUACAACCAGUUUUUAAAAAAUAUUAAUGACCUUCCAUCAGACGAUAUCCUGACUCCGGAAUUGUUCGUGAAAAUGAUGGAGGCUUCCAACUUGAACAACUGGGAAAUAUACUAGCCCUUAAGAAUUGUCAGAUUAUUGCUUAAAUGUAAAUAAAUGUUACUGUUAUUGUAAAAUGGU
Papilio xuthus (Asian swallowtail) is the source of this 1279-nucleotide messenger RNA. RefSeq names its product farnesyl pyrophosphate synthase 2-like. Gene Ontology annotation, molecular function: (2E,6E)-farnesyl diphosphate synthase activity; dimethylallyltranstransferase activity. The record is from RefSeq and is a predicted model, not a curated record. Gene Ontology annotation, cellular component: cytoplasm. Lineage: Eukaryota; Metazoa; Arthropoda; Insecta; Lepidoptera; Papilionidae. The transcript is spliced from 6 exons. Gene Ontology annotation, biological process: trans, trans-farnesyl diphosphate biosynthetic process. The coding region runs from base 89 to 1216 and encodes 375 amino acids.